Messenger RNA from Chlamydomonas reinhardtii, 6118 nucleotides. RefSeq lists its product as uncharacterized. The transcript has 5 exons. The record is from RefSeq and is a predicted model, not a curated record. The coding region runs from base 33 to 5042 and encodes 1669 amino acids. NCBI's taxonomy places the organism in Eukaryota, Viridiplantae, Chlorophyta, Chlorophyceae, Chlamydomonadales, Chlamydomonadaceae.
CGACCAUCUCGACAUCCCGGCACCUCAGCCUAAUGGCCGAAGCCGGAGGCGGCUCCAAAAAGGGCACCGGCCGUCUUCACUCGGCUGAGCCGGGCUCCCCCUCCGCCGGCGACGGCGGAGCCGGCCCUAGCGGCAGCACCUCGCCCUCGCCGCCUCGAACCGGCGGCGGCAGCGGCAGCAGUCGGGCGCCGCCGCCGGGCACCACUCGCAAGUGCCCCGAGUGCCUCCGAAACUACAAGGGCAAAUGGUACCGACACAAACACAUAGACGGCGAGUACACCUGUGAUGGCUGCUAUCGCUUCUACCUGAAGAACGAUCACUACAAGCCGGCCUCGUCGCCAGGCACAGCCGGCGGCACUGGCGGCACUGGCGGCGGCGACGCCGUCGCCGGCGGCGGCGGCGACGAGGAGGAGGAAAGCGUCGCUGCGGGCGGCGGCGGCGGAGGCGGCGGCGGCACCGCCGCCGCGGCCAGCGGCGGUGGCAAGCGCGGCGUGAAGCGUAAGGCCGACACGUCGCCGCCGCCGGACCAAGGCAGCGGCGGAAGUGGUGCUGAUGGCGGCGGUGGCGGCGGCGGCGGCGGCACUCGAGGUGGCGCCAGCUGCAAAAAACGUGGGCGCCUAAACGAAGACGCAGACGACCCUGCUGGCGGUGGCGCCGGUGGCGGCGAGGGCGCUGUGGCAGAGUCGCAGCACGGCCCGGGCGACGUCAAGACCUUUGCUCGCCGCCGCUCGUCACAAGACGGGGCGGCGGCGGCCGGCGCCGCCGCCAGCGGGCGAGGCCGCGCCAGUCGCGGCCGCGGCCGCACCUCGGCAUCUGGGUCGGAGGACAUCGGCGGCGGCGGCGGCGGCGCUGCGCAGGCGGGGCGAGUUGCCGCAGGCUCGGCAACAGCAACAGCAGCGGCGGCGGCAGCGGCAGCGGGGCUCUCCACCAUCACUGAGGAAGAGGGCACCGCCGACGCGGCGGCGCCGGCGAACUCGGCGGCGGCACCAGUGGGUCCGGAGCCGGACGGAGAGGAAUCCCGAGCAGACGCGGGCGCAGAUGCGGGGGCGGCGGCGGCGGGUGCGGAUCUGGACGCCGACGCCGAGGGCGCCCGCCGGCGCCCCGCACACCGAGGCCUCGGCCAUCAUGGCCCCGCCCACCCACACGCUCAGGCCCCGCCGCCGCCGCCGCCGCAGCCGCCGCCGCAGCCGCCUCUCGGCCAAGGCCACCAAGGCCACCAAGGCCACCAAGGCCACCAAGGCCACCACGGGCACCCACACCACGCGCUGGGCGGCGCCGCGGCGGCGGCCAUGGCCCGCCGCUCCGCCCUGCUGGCGCGCGCGGAGGAGCACGGCGGCGUGCGUUGCGCCGAGUGCGGCUGCACCGAGUCCCGCCGCUGGGUCAAGCAACGAGCCGCCGGCGGCGGUGGCGGCGGCGGAACUGCCGCUGCGCGGCAGGAGGGUGAGGACGGGUGUGCGCCGUUGGUGUGUGAGAGGUGUGAGGACUACCACAGGCGGCAUGGGUCGUAUCCGGCGGCAGCGGCGGCGGCAGCGGCGGAGCCAGGGGCGGCAGCAGCGGCAGCGGCCGAUGGAGGCGCAGGUGAUGGGGGGCUGCAGGCGGCGGCAGUGAAGGGCGAGGCGCCGCCGGAUGAGGCCGAAGCCGGGGCUGGCGGCGGCGGCGGCGGCGGCAGCAGCGCCGGUCCUUGGCCUGGCACGGCAGCUGCGGCAGGGGCGGCGGCGGCGGCGGCGGCGGCGGCGGCCGCUGGGUCGGAUGACGAGGCGCAAUUCCAGACCGCGUCGGAGCGCGAGUCCCAGGAGUUCUCGCCCCUCAAACAGAAGCAACCGCAACAUCCGCAACCGCAACAGCCACAGCCGCAAUCGCCGCCGGCGGCGCUGCCGCCUCCCUCGUCACGGUCCACCCCGAGCCGCCGGUCGGCGGCGGCGGGCGUGGCGGCGAUGCUUCGCGCCGCCGCCGCCGCCGACAACAACGACUCGGAUCACGACGAGGAGGAAAACGGCGAUGCAGCGGACGGCGACGACGGCGACGAUGAUGAGGAGUUUGCGCCGCCAGGCGCCAGCCGUGGCGGCGGCGGCGGCGGCGGCGGUGGCGGCGGCGGCGGCGCGGGGGGGCAGCGUAAGCAGGCAGCGGGCCAGUCCGCCGCCAAGCCGGCGGCGCGGCAGCCGCGAGUGACGCCUACCGGCCGUGGCCGCGGCACGACGGCGGCGGCGGCGGCGGCUGCCGCCGCCGCCGGCUCUACCGGCGACGGCGCUGCGGCGAUGGAGGCCGACGGCGGCGGCGCCGCAACCCCCGGCGGCGGCGGCGCCGCCGCAGCCCCCGGCGGCUCGAUGGCGGGCCGCCGCUGCGCGGCGUGCGGCAGUACUAGCACACAGUCGGGCUGGCGGCGGCACCAGGGCGGACUACCUGGAGUGGUGGUGUGCAAGCGCUGCUACGACUGGCACUACAGGCACGGCACCUACGAGCGAGGCAGCGGCAGCGUGGCGGCGUCGCCGCGUGGAGGUGGCGGCAGCGGCGGCGGUUUCGGCGGCGGCGGCUCGCCAAGCAAGUCGGGGGCGGCGGCGGCGGCGGCAGCGGCAGCAGCAGCGGCGGGAGGAGGAGGUGGUGGUGGUGGUGGAAGUAGUGGCGGGCAGCCGCGGCGGGCGUCGGCGAGGCAGGCGGCUGCUGGCGCCGCCGCUGCCGUGGCUGCGGUGGCGGCUGUGGAGGCGGAUAUGGCGGCGGAGUCGCCAACCGCCUCCAUCAGACGCCAGAGAACACCGCUGUCGCCGCCGCCGGCCCUGUCGCCGCCGCCGCCCGCGCCGCAGGAGCAGGAGCAGCAGCAGUUUUUCUCGCCGCCGCCACCGCCGCAACAGUUGUUCUCGCCGCCGCCCCAGCAUGCGCAGAUGCUGAAGCAGCAGCAGCAGUCGCAGUACAUGGCUGCAGGCAGCGGCGGCUUUGCGGCGCCACCGCUGCACACGCCAGCAGCAGCGGCGGCGGCGGCGGCGGUGGCCGGAACGGCGGUGGCGGGAACGGCGGCCUGUGGCGCGGCGCCUGUGCCUCCCCCGCACCUGAGCCCAGCGGCAUUCAUGGCAGCUGCCCAACACCAACAGCACCACCAACACCCAUACCAACACCCGCACCCACAACAGCAAUACCCGUACCAACAGCAACAGCAAGCGCCCUUGCAAACACCUUCAGCCGUCACGUCGCCGCACCUGCAGCCACAACCACCACCUCCACUGCCACCGCCAUCUCCAUUGCCACUGCCAACGGCGCCCUUCGCGGCCGCCUAUGCGCCGCCGCCGCCGCCGCCACCCUCCUCCGCCGCCGCCGCCACUCCUCUCCCACACCCGCAUCAGCGGCUGGCUGCGGAGCCGGACCUGGACGUGUCGGAGCUGCGGGGCCAGGUGGCGGCGUUCGCGGCGGCCCUGUCGCGGUGCUGCCAGGCCCUGGUGGAGUUGGACGGCUCGCAUGGUGGAUCGCUGCUGCUGCUCGGCCCCACUCCCACUCCCACACCUGCACCCACACCCGCGCCCACACCCACACCUGCACCCGCACCCACACCCGCACCAGCGCCGCCGUCACACACGCCCUCAGCCCUGGCUUUAAAUCCGCCGCCGCCGCCGCCUUCUGAGUCUUCCCAGUCUCCGCCGCAGUCGGCUCGGCGGCGGGUGUACGCGGCGGUGUGUGGCGGCGAGCCGCGGCUGCGGUGCCGCUUCCUGGGGGAUGCCCUCAUGCGCUGGUUCCAGGCCCGCGCCUGGCCCUGCCCUCUGGCGCUGCUGAUGGGGCCCUCGGCGGAGCUGGGCCUGGGCCGGGAGGCGCCGCUGCCGCCCGCCAGCCCGGGACAGCAGGCCCUAUGGAGCGCCUCCCGCCGCACCGCCGCCGCCAACUGGGCGGCAGUGGCGGCCGCCUGCAGCACCCCCUGCUACUCCGCCGCCACCGCCGCCGGCGCCGUACCCUCCCUGGUGGGCGCCGCCGCCCCGCACGCCCACCUUUGCGCCGCCUCCUUCCGCCGCGUCGUGGAGCAACUGGCGGCGCCGCUGGCGGCGAGCCUGCUGGCGGCGCCGCCGCCUGCAGUGCAGCCUUCGGCGGCGGCGGCGGCGGCGGCAACUGCGCUGCCGUACGUCCGGGACGCGGUGGCGGCGGCGCUGACGCUGGCGUUACAGGUUUGCGCCGCCAGCAGCCGCCUGCAGCUGCGGCUGGCGGCGCCGGGGGAUACCGUCGCGGCGGCGGCGGCGGCGGCGGCGACGGCGGCUGUAGAGUGGGUCAGCCUGCCUGUGGAGGCGCCGGCGGAGGCGGCGCAGCAGCUGGCGGCAGGGUUGCGCGCCGCCGCCGCCGCUGCCGCCGCCACGGAUGGCGGCGGCGGCGGUGCUGACGGCGAUGCUGGCUCGGCGUUUGACGGCCUGCCAGCUCUUGUGCCGGCUGCAGCUCCGGAGUCUGCCGCGCAGCCGCCUCCGCCGUCACCGUCGGCGUCCGCACUCGCCUCCGGCGGCGCCGCCAGUGAUGGCGUCAGCACGGCCGUGUGGGUGACGGCGCCGGGUCUGACGCUGCGGGAGGUACGCCCGCAAUACCCGUUGCAGUCGCCUGCGUCGGUGGCGGCGGCGGCAGUGACGGCGGCGACGGUAACGGCGGCGGAGGCGGGCGCGGUGGCGGCGGCGAUGGAGGCGGCGGAGGCGGUGCGGGCGGCGGUGCGGGCGGCGCUUGCGAAAGGCGACCAGGACGAGCUGCACUGCUCCGCAGAGGCGGCGGCGGCCGUGGUGCUCCACCUGGUACAAGCCCUCACCGCCGCCGCCGCCGCCUCAACCGCCAACGGCAUUGGCGGCGGCGGCGCUGGCGGCGGCGGCGGCGGCGGCUUUGCCGAGCCGGGCCAAGUGGUGAUGGUCGUGUCGCAGCCCGCCGCCAAGAGCGGCGGCGGCGGUGGCGGUGGCGGCGGCGGCGGGAUUCGCCAACUGCCGGCGGUACUGGCGGCGCUGGCGCGGCCGGUGCCGCCGCCGCCGUCGCCGCCCGUGGUGGUUGAGGUGCCGCUGGUGCCGGUGUCGGUUGUGGCGCUGCGCCAGCUAGGCAGCUAGGCAGCUAGCUCACGCUAGACAGGCUGGGCGGCUUGGUGGGCCGGUGCGGGUGGGGGUGCGGGUGCGGAGGUAAGGGCUUGUGCGGGCUUCGGUCCGUUGCGGUGGGGCCGGCAGGCAGGCAGACCGGCGGGUGGUCGCCAGGCAGGGUUGGUUGUGCCCCAGUGCCCCUCGCCUGCCCACAAGGCGUGCGUGCUUGUUGUGCAGGCGCGUGGUACGUACGGUUGCGCGUGCCGCCGUACGGCAUGUGUCGUGUUCCCGGCUGCGGUGGAGGCAGCGCUGGAGUGCGGCUGUCGGUUUGGGUUGGUUCACUGCCGUGCAGUCUGACAAACACACACGCACACGCACACAGGAGGAGGGAGGGUCGACACUCUUUUAGUCCAUAGGCAGGUCCGCAGGUGUGUGCCGUGCAUGUGGCGGCACGGCGUCUGUGUCGGGUAAUAGGGCAGGGAACGCAAUGACCGUGUAAGCGAUGUUGUGUGUGUGUGCGUGUGCGCAAAUGUUUGGGCCUUUGCUUUUGGCGCCAGAACUUCGUUGUUUGUAGCGCUUUAAAAGCCGCUUAUUUUUUUGUUCGGGUGAAGAGCGGUGUGGUAUUGGUGUGGGCUUGCAAAUGCGUGUGCUGUCUGUCUCGCGGACCGUCUCAGUUGCGGGGCUGUGUGGGUACGCGCUUCCACGAUCCGGACGCUCCUUGCAAUGGAAUUGACAGUAAAACAGCUCAGAGCAGGUGCUUGGACAGGUGCUAGGCUGCUAGAUGCCUCAUUAUCAGGCAAUUUGUUGAGGUCUUAAAUAUGCGAUAGGACAGGGUAAGCAAGGGGCAGGGUCCCGUAGUGUGCAGCACUGCAACGUAUGCCCAGAGGUAGUGUGUAGCAAGCUGGCAGAUGUGGAGCUGGAGGCAGCCUGGCAGGACCGCAGCAGGGCUGGUGCGGAAGCUGGUGUGGCCUGCAGAGUUUAGGCGGACCACGGCUGGCGGUCUGGUGGUCUGGUGGGCUGGCUGCCCGUUGGUCCAAUAGGUUAGUCGAAUGACGGCGGAAGUCACCCGCAGGACCGCGUCACCCGCUGAAUUCACCACUGCGUUAACA